Molecule: messenger RNA, 399 nt
Organism: Trichophyton benhamiae CBS 112371
Lineage: Eukaryota; Fungi; Ascomycota; Eurotiomycetes; Onygenales; Arthrodermataceae
Exons: 1
Coding region: 1-399 (132 amino acids)
Source: RefSeq, a predicted model, not a curated record
AUGCAGUUCAAGUCCAUCAUCCUCUCUGCCCUCAUGGCCGGAGCUGCCAUGGCUGCUCCUGCUAGCAGCAACACCAAGACCGCUCCCGGCUCUGGCAGCCCAACUGCCCCAGACGCUCCAAGCGCUGCUGCCAGCUCCGGCCUUCCCGGCCUUCCCGGCCUUCCUGGUCUCCCUCCACCUGGCUCUGCCCCUGAGUGCGACAAGCUGCUCGGUGCUAUCGCUACCUGCGCCGCAAAGGGUGAAUUUGUCCAGAUCCUCAUCUGUGCCGGCACUAAUGCUCCAACGGUAUGUACUUCAUUCAUUCGUCUUGGAGAGGUAUUUCUAGUGCACGAUGCUGACUAUGCUGCUUCUUAUGAUAGGCCUGCAAGUGCUAUGAGGAAGUCAACAAGGGCCAAGUGA